AUCAGUUAGCUCAAACAUGGCGGAAGCUCUCGUAAUGGCUGUGAUGGAAAAGAUAGUGUCUGACAUCGCCGAAAAACCCGUCAAACCUGUAUGUUCCAAACUACUCAAAGCAGUUCUACCAUCGGAAGAAAUACACCGAAAAAUGAAAUGGUUUCAUACUGAGUUUGGACUCAUGAAAGCCUACAUAAGAUAUGUGGAUACAAUGAAAGAUGUUGACGAGCGAUGGAAAGAAUGGGUGAACAUUCUAAGGGGCCUGGUCUACGAGUUCGAAGAUAUCAUCGAUGAAUAUGCCUAUCUGGUGGGAGAGCAACAUCAGCGUGGAUUCUACGGUUCCCUUUAUAGAACUUUCAGACACUGCAAGCAUAUCAAGGCCUGGCAUGGCAUCCGAGAGAAGUUACAAGAAGCUGAGGACAAACUUCAAAAACUCAUAGAGCUGAAAGCCCGUUACAGCAUCCCAGAGUGUGUAACUUCCACAGAUGAUUCUCUUGGAAGACACCCACACCUUAAAGAGGCUCCUUAUUUCCCUGAUGAAGGUGAGAUUGUGGGCUUUGAGGCAUACAAGAAACAGCUAGUAGGAUGGCUGACUGAUGAGGAACCAUUGCGCACCAUAAUUUCAGUAUGGGGAAUGGGUGGUCUGGGAAAGACCACUCUUGUUAAUGAUGGCUACGAAAGCCAAGAAGUCAGGCGACAUUUUGAUUGCAGAGCAUGGGUACGUGUCUCCCAGAAAUAUACAGCCGAAGAUCUAAUGAGAAGACUCAUCGAAGACCUCUUCCAGGAAAAUCGUGAUGUUCCUCCAGGCAACAUUGACACAAUGCCCUGCAACCGUUUGGCGGAGAUACUUCGUAGUUAUUUGCAACAAAAGAGGUAUCUUAUCGUCCUAGAUGAUAUGUGGCACAUAAAUGUUUGGUCUGGUGAAUUGAGUCGAGUGCUCGUAGAUAGUAGAUGUAGAAGUAGAAUUGUUAUAACAACUCGGAACCAUGAUGUAGCUAUACUAGCAGUUGAAAGCCGUGUUCUCGAGCUACAGCCAUUGCAAGAGGAUGACUCAUGGAGACUCUUCUGUAACAAAGCAUUCUGGAGAUAUGCGGACAGAAGUUGUCCUCCAGAUCUAGAGUACUGGGCAAGACAAGUCUGGCAGAGGUGUCACGGCUUACCUCUUGCUAUUGUGGCCGCAGGAAGCGCGCUGUCAUAUCGAGAGAAGGAAGAGGGGAGGAUAUUCUGUCAAGGCUUCGAUUGGGAAGAGACUAGUAUGCCGUUCUCCGAAAGGGUGGGAAAUAUAUUGAAGCUCAGCUUCAGAGAUCUACCCUAUCAUCUACGGAACUGCUUUUUAUAUUGCAGCAUCUUUCCAGAGGAUUAUCUCAUAAAAAGGAAGAGACUAAUCCGGUUGUGGGUUGCAGAAGGUUUUGUUCGGAAAAGGAAAGGAAUAUCAAACGAAGAGGCAGCAGAGGAGAACCUCAAUGAGCUCAUUCGUCGAUGUAUGCUUCAAGUUGUGAGAAGGAAUUAUUUUGGUAGACCGAAGUUGUGCAGAAUGCAUGGUACUGUGAGAGAGUUAACUAGGAGAACAUCUGAACAAGAAUACUUCUGCAAGGUUUACGACGGUGAAGAAGCUGAAUCGAUCGGUGAAGCUCGCCGCUUAUUAGUUCAAAAGGGCAUCAAUGAUUUGGAGCCACACAGAGGUAUGUCCAAUGUUCGCUCUUUCUUAGUGUUUGACCUGACUAGUUUCUCUUUGCAGUCAUGGAUUUCAAGGUCAACUAGCUUUAGACUUUUGAGGGUUUUGGAUCUAGAAGGUGUUCCCAUUGAGACGGUUCCAGACGAUGUGGCCAUUUUAUUCAACUUGCGCUACCUGGGUUUAAGGAGAACCUUGGUGAAGGAGCUUCCCAGAUCCUUGGGAAGACUGCGAAACCUGCAAACCUUAGAUCUUUAUGAUACUAAAAUUGAGAAGCUGCCUCAUGAGAUAACUCAACUCAAGAAUCUCCGGAAUUUGUUCGUGGAGAGUGUUCGUGAUCCAGUAUUUGCCGAGUUGGCUAGUGAUCCUGGUGUUAAAGCACCAAAAGGGAUAUGGAAUUUGAAUAACCUGCAGACUCUGCAAUCGGUUGAAGCAGAUGAAGACAACAUGGUCCGGCACCUGGGCAAUUUGACACAACUGAGAACCCUGAGAAUAACCAGAGUAAGAGGCAUGCAUUCAGUGGAGCUGUGUUCCUCCAUAUCAAAGAUGAGCCGCCUGGUCAGCCUGGACAUUGUAGCCAGCGACGAAGGAGAAGCGCUGCAGCUGGAAGCUCUAAAGCCACCAUCAUACCUCUAUGAGAAGCUCGAUCUACGAGGGCAGCUAGAAGGUGGGGCGCUUCCUCACUGGUUCAGUUCUCUGUCAGGCCUUCGGCAUUUGGGAUUGUCUUGGUCUAGGUUGAGAGAAGACCCGCUACCUUGCCUGCAUGCACUGCCCAACUUGGCUGUUCUAGGCAUGUACAUGGCCUACGACGGACAGGAGUUGUGCUUCAAUGCAGGAGGGUUCCCUAAACUCAAAUUCCUAAUGCUGGGUGGUUCGAACCAGCUCGAUUCAAUAAGCAUGGAGGAAGGGGCAUUGCCAAGCCUGUCUGAGUUGUGCCUGCUGCGCUGCGGAGGAGUUAAGCUGCUACCUCAGGGCGUUGAACAUCUAACAAGCCUCCAAGUUUUGUUCUUGAUGGAGAUGCCACUGGAAUUCAUAGAGAGACUGCGUGGAGGGAAUGGGAACACGGAGGAGCGACAGAAGGUUCAACACAUCCCCCUAAUCAAGCAUGUAUUCAAGAGAGGAGACAGGUGGACAUCAGAAACUCUUUCCUGA
Phoenix dactylifera (date palm) is the source of this 2815-nucleotide messenger RNA. Lineage: Eukaryota; Viridiplantae; Streptophyta; Magnoliopsida; Arecales; Arecaceae. The record is from RefSeq and is a predicted model, not a curated record.